CGCUUUUGCUAACUGCCUGCCUGAUGUCUCUUCCGCAGUUUCCGACCCGGUUAAUACCCAUCCCUUGGGACCCUCUCCGCAUCACUUAAUCCACCCAAAGUACGGCUCAAAGUUGCCCGGUCUUGUCUCAAAGCCUCCACCACACACCAUGUCGACCUUCAGCAGCAUGCUCGGCCGCCGCGACCUCAGCUUCGGCGAGUCGGACUCGACCCUCAACCUGAUGAUCGGCUUCCUUGCCAUCGUCUUCUUUUCCCUCUGCCUCGCGUCCAGCCUCAUCAUGUUGCGCCGCAUCAAGCUCCAGCGCCAGAUGAAUGUCGAGGACGGUCUCCCCAAGUACCAGGACCUCGACCAUCAGCAGGGCCGCAACAUCAACCGCCUCAAUAUCCACACCGCGGACGGCCGCUCCAGCAUCCUUGUCCUCAACAACGGCCGCCCCAUGCUCUCCGACCCCAGCUCCCCCCCUCACUCGCCCAGCAACGUCCCCGAGAUCCACAUCACCUUCCCCGACGAGCACGACGACCAGGGCCGCCAGCAGAACGGCCGUGUCGUCGUCGUCCGCGUCGGCGAGACCAGCAUCGGCCUCGAGCCCUAUAAGGAGGAGCAGCUCCCCGCCUACCAGAAGGAGAACGCCGGCGGGUUCUACUCGAUCGACAUGAACCAGAUCGGCGGUCUCAAGGAGAAGGAGCGCACGCAGUUCUCUUAGGAGGCGCUGCCAACCGUCCUUCUUCUCUGUUUAAUUCAAGCGCGGCGUCAUCUUCCAUCACAUACGGGGCAUUAUCGAUAAUCAAUCAUAUGGACGACAAAUUAGAGGGCGUGGGUGAUAGGUGUACAUGUUCAUGAUUUUGAUGUAUCUAUCCCUGCAACAGUCAUAUACCGAAAGGGGUUCGUUCGUUCUUUGGGAGUCGAUGGAGGUUGCGGGAGGAGCUCGUAGCCCCAGCUGA
Microdochium trichocladiopsis is the source of this 941-nucleotide messenger RNA. RefSeq lists its product as uncharacterized. The transcript has a single exon. Bases 149 to 703 code for a protein of 184 amino acids. The record is from RefSeq and is a predicted model, not a curated record. NCBI's taxonomy places the organism in Eukaryota, Fungi, Ascomycota, Sordariomycetes, Xylariales, Microdochiaceae.